Messenger RNA from Cariama cristata (Red-legged seriema), 1392 nucleotides. RefSeq names its product disco-interacting protein 2 homolog A-like. The annotation marks the transcript as partial. Lineage: Eukaryota; Metazoa; Chordata; Aves; Cariamiformes; Cariamidae. The record is from RefSeq and is a predicted model, not a curated record. Gene Ontology annotation, cellular component: cell surface. The transcript is spliced from 12 exons.
GUGUCCCAGUGAAUAGCAGAGUAUCCUCUAAAAUCCAGCAGCUUCUAAAUACCUUGAAAAGACCAAAGCGCCCACCUUUGAAAGAGUUUUUUGUUGAUGAUUUUGAAGAACUUCUAGAAGUGCAACAGCCUGACCCAAAUCAACCAAAGCCUGAAGGAAAUCAAAUGAAUGUACUUAAAGGUGAACCUUUAGGUGUGGUAACCAACUGGCCACCUUCUCUGCUGGCUGCCCUGCAACGCUGGGGAACUACCCAGCCGAAAGCCCCUUGUCUGACAGCCUUGGAUACGACUGGGAAAGCUAUUUAUACACUUACCUAUGGCAAGCUGUGGAGUCGAAGCUUGAAGUUAGCGUAUACCCUGCUAAACAAGCUAGCCACUAAAAAUGAACCACUGCUGAAGCAUGGAGACCGGGUAGCUCUUGUAUUUCCUAAUAGCGAUCCAGUUAUGUUUAUGGUGGCAUUUUAUGGAUGUCUCCUGGCGGAACUUAUUCCUGUCCCAAUAGAAGUUCCACUAACAAGAAAGGAUGCUGGCAGCCAGCAGAUUGGAUUUCUUUUGGGCAGCUGUGGAGUAACGCUAGCUUUAACCACUGAUGCCUGUCAAAAAGGCCUUCCUAAAGCUCAGACUGGCGAGGUGGUUACAUUCAAAGGCUGGCCUCAUCUCAUUUGGUUUGUGAUUGAUGGGAAGCAUCUGGCAAAACCAACGAAAGACUGGCAUCCGCAAGUACGGGAUGCCAGUGCUGAGAUUGCUUAUAUUGAGUAUAAAACAAGUAAAGAGGGCAGCACUGUGGGCAUUACUGUAUCUCAUGCUUCCAUGCUGGCACACUGUCACGCGUUGACUCAGGCAUGUGGUUAUUCAGAAGCUGAAACACUAACAAAUGUCUUGGAUUUCAAAAGAGAUGCUGGCCUCUGGCAUGGAGUAUUAACAAGUGUUAUGAACAGGAUGCAUGUCAUCAGUAUUCCCUAUGCAUUAAUGAAGGUUAAUCCACUUUCCUGGAUACAGAAAGUCUGCUCAUACAAAGCCCGUGUAGCAGUAGUAAAAUCACGUGAUAUGCACUGGUCACUUUUGGCUCAGAGGGAUCAGAGAGAUGUCAGUCUGAGCUCUUUACGAAUGUUAAUAGUGGCAGAUGGAGCUAAUCCAUGGUCAAUAUCUUCAUGUGAUGCAUUCCUGAAUGUAUUUCAAUCCAGAGGUUUGAGACCAGAAGUAAUCUGUCCCUGUGCUAGUUCUUCAGAGGCGCUAACUGUUGCUAUUCGCAGACCUCCAGAACUGGGUGGGCCUCCUCCAGGAAAAGCAGUGUUAUCUAUGAAUUGUCUGAGUUUUGGCGUGAUAAGAGUGGAUACAGAAGAGAAGUUGUCAGUGUUAACUGUACAGGAUGUUGGUCAGAUUAUGCCUGGAG